GAAACACGGGAACACACAGGAGCACAUGAGGGCCAUCCUGAUGGGGGCGUUCCUCAGAACAACCUGGCGCUGCACCAAAGACUCUGGUUGCUAAACCUUCGGCGCGUUAUUGCUGUCUCCACUUCCCGUGGCCCGAGGUUCCUCCACGGCAGCUCCAGGCUGUGAGACAGGUCUGCUCCGGGUCCAGGUGGUGUUUCGUUGAACCUUAAGGAUGGAUCCAGGUGGGGUUCAAAAAGACAUGCUGCAUCAUCUACAGCAAAAGCGAGCUGCUGAACUCUCUGGAGGCGUAUCUGAACAACAAAGCCAGACUACAACCCAUCAUAGGCCUGGGCACCAUUAUAGAGUGUGUGAAUGUGACUUCACGGGUCAGAGAGACAUUGUACCUCUGUGAGGUGUGUGCAUGCAGACUCACCAAAGCGGAUAUGCGGAACCACAUAAUGGGGAGUCACCAUAGAUUCAACUACAUUAAAGCCUGUCACCCCCACUUAGUGUCUCAGUGGCUGGGCAGCCCCGACCUGUCGAAGAUGGCUUGGCCUUUAAUGGAGUUGGCUGAAGUGUUGGAGAAGAAAGAAGGACCAGGAAAUGUUCAAUUGUUUGAAGUUCAAGAUCAGCUUUACCAGAUGAUGGUGACACAGAGUGAAAAUCAUGCAGUGACUCUGAUGAAGACCUUAAAACAAGAGCAGGCUGAGUUGGAGAGCUUUUCAGAAACGAAACCUUUGCAUUAUCCGGUCGCGUCUCGGAGGGUCGUUUUGCCUGCAAACAACCAGUGGGAACAUCCAGUGAUCUCCGACAGGGUUGACAUGAAAUUAGUUCAAGUCUCACAACAAACUGAGGAGAAGACACCCUUACAAAACAUAUCAGUCCCACAGCUGGAGAAGGUCCAGAUGUCGGCUGAGGACUCUGUGGUAUCGGAGAGCGGCAAUGGGUUUCUGGAGGAUUUCCCUGGAGCCAAACCUGUCAUUGGUCUCGUCCGUGUGGUUGACUUUAGAAGUGAAGAUGGCUUCUCAUGUUGUUUCUUAUGCCACUGCUGCCGCAUAAGAUCCACCGAAAAUGACCUGUUGGAUCACCUCACCAGCUCCUCCCAUCUAGUUAACUACCUGAUGGAAAAUUAUCCUGACCAAAUACAAGCUUUGGGGGAAGUUAGUGAAGACGACUUCCAGCUUCAGUCACUGGCUGCCAAAGUGGAGGAAGAGGAGGGCAGAGGAGAGAUGAAGAUAGUAAAUGUACCAGAGUCCAUCUGUAGUCAACUCACUGGCAAAAGUUACCACUGGUGUUUAAAGAUGCUUUCAAGAGGAGGGGAUCAUUCCAACCUUCAACAAAAAAGAAAAGCUGUAAUAGGUCUGAACAAGAUUACAGCUCGACAUGCGCCAAAAAAAAGCUUUGUAGCGAUGCCAAAACGAACAAAAAGAAUGAAACUGAUGAAGAAAAUGAAAAAGACUAAUACCAUGUUUAAUGUGAGCCUGCCUAUAGGGAAAGGUGAACUUCUGCUGGAGAGGAGAUCCUUUGAUACGGAUCAUCUGUUUGAGUCAUCUGCAUCACCUUCAUCUAAAUCGGAUCCAGCUACAUCCCCCUCUGAGCUUUUAGAAACCAGGUCUCCUAUAGAUAACCCUGUCGACAUUAUUGAUAUACAGUUAGGGCUUCAAACAUCUCAACUAGAGCAACAGCUCUACCAAGAAGAUGCAGACUCUGGUGAUUACAUGUCAGAAAAGCACAUCACAGUCACAGUAUUUCAGGGCGAAGAUGGUUAUGUUGGUGACAACCUGCCUGGACUAAAUAAGUUAAGGGGAUCUCAGGAAUGCUCAAGUAAAGACUGGACAUAUGGAGAUUUACAGGCCCAGAAUGGGGGACAUUUUGCUGCUGGAACCCACUCUGAGGAGUUUUCACCUUUUGACUCCUACGACAAUGAGGGGAGCUGUGGCACCAAUAUUUGUUAUGGUUCAGCAUCAGAUGUAGCAGAGUGGGAAGCUUUGAGGCUAGAGAGAGAAACCAAUGAGAUAAUAUCAAGUUAUGGUCGGCAGCAUCAAAACCAGCAUCCAUCUUGGAGCGAUGCAGGUUUUCACACAGGUAGGAUGUGGGAACAAGUCCCUUAUUUAAAGGAUGCCAGGAUAAAUGUGGAAACUCACUCAGAAGAUAUUCCUGUGUACAGGGGCAGCUUUUUAUUGGAUCCUAGAGGACAAGUUCAUGAGACUGAACAGAGACAAGCCCAGACAUACACAAAAUUCACUACAGACUAUCACCAAACAGCUCCACAGCUUUACCCGACCCCGUCUUCAGCGUUUGAAGUCAGUCCAAUACAGCAGAGGCUGAUGUUUCAUGCCUGUUACGAUGCUCCAUCUAGAACCAUGGAGGGUCCUGUACCCCGCACCAGCCAGGGUCCUGUACCCCGCACCAGCCAGGGUCCUGUACCCCGCACCAGCCAGGGUCCUGUACCCCGCACCAACCAUGGGGCUUUACCCCGCACCAGCCAGGGUCCUGUACCCCGCACCAGCCAGGGUCCUGUACCCCGCACCAGCCAGGGUCCUGUACCCCGCACCAACCAUGGGGCUUUACCCCGCACCAGCCAGGGUCCUGUACCCCGCACCAGCCAGGGUCCUGUACCCCGCACCAGCCAGGGUCCUGUACCCCGCACCAGCCAGGGUCCUGUACCCCGCACCAGCCAGGGUCCUGUACCCCGCACCAGCCAGGGUCCUGUACCCCGCACCAGCCAGGGUUCUGUACCCCGCACCAGCCAGGGUCCUGUACCCCGCACCAGCCAGGGUCCUGUACUCCGCACCAACCACGGGGCUUUACACUGCACCAACUCAAACUUUAUGUAUCCAAUCACAGAUGGAGCUGGUUGGGGAUAGACUGAUGUUUUCAGUCAGCCAGGACAAUCUGCAUCUACACUCCCAGUCCUGAAGUUUAUUUCAGCGCUGGCAUUCCAAUCUGAAUAAAAACAAACUCACAACUCACAUGAUCAAGUGUUUAAAAUUAGACUAGCUUAAAAAUAUACCCUGCCAUUAAUACAAAUUGGAGUCUCCUAAUGUAAAAUGAAAUAAUUUGGCUGUUAUAUUAGUUUUCCAUUGUUUUUCUUUUUUCAAAUGAUUCCUGAAUUGAAAAUGAAUGUGGAAGGACUGAAAGAUGUCAUGGAUCUGUUGUGCUGCAUGUGACUUGGUGCAAAUAAACAGCAGAACAUGAGCAAAAUCUUACAUGAAAUGUGAGACUGAGUGCAAAUCAAUAUGAAAUUUUAAUCUUUGAGCUCUUUUUAUUUUUUGCCAAACUGAUGCAUUGUUUUUUUUCUUUUUUCUUUUAAAAUGCUGCUGUUUAUACAUGGUUUGCUCAUGUUCUAGUCCCUUAAAACUAGGGAUUGUUCUUCUAGAUGAAUGCAUUGUAUUGUUUGAGCCAUUCUUUUUUUUUUUUUACUGUUGAAUCACAACUGCAUUUAUUAUGUGCAGCUUUGCAAACCUAACCGUGCAACAAUAUGCUGAGAUUUGUUUAAUUUUUGUUUUUAGAGCUGUCAGAUUCAAUUUAUUCUGUCAAUGCUACUGUCAUUCACUUCAGUUUAAAGGGAAAUGAAAGACCAGUUGUCAUGGUUUGUGUUACGAUGCUGCAUCUCAAGAAGCCUCUGACUAACACACAUUCUGGAGAAGAUCAUACUCUGGGUUGUUCAUUAUGUUUUUCACAUUAUGAGGCAUCAGUCUUUGCACGGUCGUCUCUAGAUUUGGUUUUACCAAAGAAGAUGGUCAUGAUCCCAGUUUUUGCAUUUGGAUUUCCGCCACUGUAUAUUUUGAAUGUGCAUCAGUGGAGUUAUUCCUAACCAAACUUUACUUUUAGAUCAUUUUUCAUACUGCCACAUGUAACAAAAGCGUCCUUUUUAGGGACUGAAAUCCUAUAAAGGAUGCUUUAAGAUCCAUAAAGCAAAAAUGACUAGAUAAAUUCAAAUUGAGAAGUGGCUUGUUUUUCCAGAAACAGGAAUUGAGCAGAUCUACUUUGUCAGUUCUUGUAUGGGAUCUGUUGUCAUAACUUUGAGUGAAACACUUUCCUAAACCUUUGUAAUGAAAAUACUAAUUGAACUGUUGGAAAAUGUGAUCACCUUAUGUAGUUUGGUAUGAAUUAAUGAAAUACUCUGGUAUUGAAUAUAAAAUGUUUGAUUUCAGUUUUGAAUAAACUGCGGCACCUUCUUAAA
This is a messenger RNA of Poeciliopsis prolifica (blackstripe livebearer), 4165 nucleotides long. RefSeq lists its product as uncharacterized. The record is from RefSeq and is a predicted model, not a curated record. Bases 423 to 2846 code for a protein of 807 amino acids. The transcript has 12 exons. Lineage: Eukaryota; Metazoa; Chordata; Actinopteri; Cyprinodontiformes; Poeciliidae.